UGCAACUAUUUGUAUAUUUCCGAAGGAGGGAAAAUUUCUGAAAUUAACUGAGUAUCCGUAUUUUGGCUUCUUUUUCGUCGAUCGGAGCCGUGUUGGCUUCACAGAAAUCUGAUCCAAUGUCUGCUGAAACUGUGAAAACUACUUCACAUGCAACUGAUCCAAAUGUUUCAAAUCCUGAAGUUGACAUGAUAAGUCCACAGUCCAAAAGAAUGAAGCAGGGGAGACUGGCUUUCAAACCACUAACGCAGAAAACAUUGACUGUUGUUCAAACUGUGUCCAAGGACUGCAAGAAAAGGAAACUUUCCGACCCGGACACGCCUCUUGCCAAACAACCAAAGUCGCUGAAACCAGUAGUAUCUGGGAAGUCAUCGCAGCCAGAAAAUGACAAUGAAGUCAGUUCAAGUUCAGAAGCCGACUUACACUGCGUUUGUUCUUCAUCUCGUCCAAUUAGCAGGAAUACUCUAGAACGCUUCGUUAGCUGUGUUCGAAAAGAGGAUGAUAUCACAUCUACUAAUGAUGUGAUUGAUCUUACCGAGAGUGUAUCAGACAGCGCAAAUCAAGGAAAGACAACUGGGGAUGUUCAUAGUUCUGAUGAACCAAUGGAAGUGGACAGUAACAAGGAAAAUGAGUCCGAGGUUAUUGUGCUUGAUAGUGUAACAGAAAACACAAGUUUGAUUGAUAAUGUUAGCAAAGUCAUUGAAACUGUGGCUUCUGAGACGUUUGAACUUAAGGGGAAAAAGUGUCUGUCACCAAAUAAAAGGAAAGCUGAAAAGAGUAUUGUGGAUAAGUCCCCAAGUGCGAAGAAUAUUCGUACACUUCUUGUCAAUUCUGUAAAUGUUAAGCCCGUUGAGAAAAUUAAAAUUCCAGAGAAUGAGAAAACAUCGAAGACCAGUGAAGAAACACCAAAGCAGUGUGUUCAACCUUCAAAUGUUGUUAAUGAAAUUCAUGACAAUUCUAAUUCAACCUUGACCUCAAGUGAGAGGACUUCAAAUGAAAAUCCUGUCAGUGUUUGUGUCGAUGAUAAGUGUACGAUAGAGAAACCAAGUAUUAAGUUGAACUCUAAGGCCAUUUGUACAAAAACUAAAUCCUCUGAUGAAACUGAGAAGGUCACUAAUAAGAUCUCAAAAGUCCCUGAAAAUGAAUUAAAAACCUUGGAUAAAUCUGAAGACACAUCUGAUAAACAUUCUUCAUCCCCAGAUAAUUCUAUCAAAUCUUCUGGUGAUUCUUUAAAUUCAACUGAUAAUCCCAAGAGUGUAGAUGGAGAGCUUGUUGAAAAAAAUGCUGACCCAGUGGAAUGCAGUUCUGAUUCUGGACACAUAACGACUCCAGAGACAAAAGAAAGUGGUUCAGGCGAAGCCUCCGAAACAGCGGACAGCAGCAUGGAUGACAGUGUGCUAGAGCUGUCAUCAUCAGUUGUCUCCCCUGUAACUGCAGAUGACAGCUUCAAGAGAGCCACAUCUGCGGGUAGUACACCGCGAACAUCCAAACCCAGAUCCAAGGUGAGCUCAGCAAAGAAAGCUGAGAGAGAAGCACAAAGACAGAAACGAAAGGAAGAAAAGGAAAGGGAAUUGCGAGAGAAAAAGAGGCUUAAGGAAGAGGCCAAGGCUGAAAAGGAACGUCUCAGGAAAGAAGAAAAGGACAAGAAAGAAAAAGAACGUGCCCUAAAGGAGCAAGAGAAACAGUUGAGGAGAGAACAGCUCGAGAAAGAAAAACUGGAGAAGCAGCAACAAAAGGAAGAAGAGAGAAAGAAGAAGCAGGAACUCCUAGAUGCUAAACAAGAGGAGAAGAAAAGGAAGGAUGAAGAGAAGAGGCUUAUUGAAGAGGAAAAACGGCAGAAAGAGGAGGAGAAGCAAAGAGAGGUGGAAGAAAAGCUUACACAGAAGAAAAAGAUGCAGGAGAACUUCCAGAGGUUCUUCACCAAACCCAAACCUACUCCUCCGGUUCGAAAGGUAGAUGAUGAACAGAGUGUUGGUAGGUUCAUGCCAUUUGAACUGAAGAAGGACAUGAAACUGGCUCCACAAACCUUUUGUCAGAUCUCUGAGGAGUCUAAACUUAAUCUUGACAAACACCUGGCUUCUCAGGUGCAGGAGAUAAGAACAGGGGAAAGGCAGCCUAAGUCUUGGAGCAGGGAUAACGAUGGGUGUGAGGAGGAAGAUGUGGUCCAGCAAGAGCAUGACUCUGAGCUAAUGAAGAAGGUUACCUAUCAUGUCAAGCUACUUCAGUUCCACACCAACUACAGACCACCAUACUACGGCACAUGGAGAAAGAAGAGCAAAGUUAUCUCCCCUAGGAAUCCAUGGAAAACAGACUCUGGGCUACUGGACUAUGAAGUGGACAGUGAUGAUGAGUGGGAGGAAGAAGAACCAGGGGAGAGUCUCUCUGCCUCAGAGGGAGAAGAAGAGAAAGAGGAGAACAAGGAGGAGGAUGGAGAGGAAGAGGAGGAUGGCUGGCUGGUUCCUCAUGGCUACCUGUCAGAGGAUGAGGGCUGUGUAGAGGAUGAGGAGGUGACACCAGAGAUGUUGAAGGCUCAGCAGACAGCCAAGUUAGUAGCCUGGGAAAGAGAACUGCAGCGUCAAUGUCAGCCCCAGAAAGCUGUCGUAUUUGGCUGCUUCUGGACUUCACAAGACACUCCACACCCAGAGGAGGCUCAACAGAUGUUAGCUCAGUUCAAGGCUGUGGUAUUGAAUGACCCUGGCCAUCCCAUCCCCACCACGUAUACCAGGGCAGAAAAAGCCAAGCUGGAGGGAGGGGCUAACCAGGAAGGGCUUGACAAACAGGGGGACACACCCUCCAGCAAGGGACAAAUGAAGAGACCUGUCCCAGAGGAAGCCAUGCCUGAUCUGAUUCGCUUGGUUCAUGGGAAUCCUCUUGGGAUUAAGAGACUGGUUGAGGAAUUCAGGGUGUACUGGGCACGGAAAAUCUCACAGUCAUUCAGCGAAGAGGGAACAAAAUCGGACGGGAAGGAAGAUGACAUGGAUGUGGAUGAAGUGCCACAGGGGUCUUCGGAUGCACCUCCUACUUCUUGCGCUGAAGUGUCCGGAACGCCCAUUAAAGUUGAUGACGAUAAAGACGAAUGCAACAUUUCCAAACGGCAGACGGAAAUUCGGAUCGCUGCUAUUGCUGUUCGAGAGAAGCGUUCGUUGUGUAAGAAGAUCUGCUGGUAUGUCCAUGAUAGCAUUCUUAAGCAGUAUAACCUCAGUCAUCUACCUGUGCCAUGUGAAUGGCAGUACUUGACCAUUCCUAACAGACGGGAGACAACAGACAACAUGAACACAUCAGGUAGGAAAACUCCAAACAGCAAGAUGUUUGCCACGGCGUCCCCUGCUGCACAAUUGGCCUCCCCCGCAGAUCUGAAGGAGAAGGCAGAUGCCCCAAAACGUCCCAGCGACCAGUUGUCCAUAACGUUUUUCACGAAAGCUAAAGACGAAAUCAUGAAAGCCAAACUACCAGAGAUAGCAGGCAUAACGGAGAGUGAAUCAGUUCAACCAGUGCCCAAAGAAUCUACUGGACAAAUAAGAUCAGGACCAUGUCAUCCAUUAGAGCCAACUGUCAUUAUUCAUGAAGACAAACUACCUCUGAGAAAUGACCAGGCACCCGUAAACGCAAGCUGUCAAAACCUUUCUCCAUCAUCAAAAACAGAAACAUUGAAAUCCCAGACGCCAAAAGUAUCAUCUGAAUACAGUGCUACAGAAGUUAUCUGCCUGGACUAAGAUGCUUUUUUAAUAGGUUAUUACUACAUGUUUUCACAUGAACUUUAAUUUACCCUAAAUAAGUAAUAGUAGAUUUAUCCUCGACAGUAAAGAUACCAUGUGUAUUCUAUCAAACUUCAGGACAUAUUUAUCAUUUUAGAUAGGACAAAUUUAUAAUUGGGGCCAAAAAAUAGUUACUUAUACAUGUAGCUCUUUAUAAGUGUAGUUUUAAAAAUUUUUUGUACUAUAAUAUCAUUCAUC
This is a messenger RNA of Liolophura sinensis, 3950 nucleotides long. RefSeq names its product chromatin assembly factor 1 subunit A-B-like. The transcript has 15 exons. The record is from RefSeq and is a predicted model, not a curated record. The coding region runs from base 117 to 3710 and encodes 1197 amino acids. Lineage: Eukaryota; Metazoa; Mollusca; Polyplacophora; Chitonida; Chitonidae. Gene Ontology annotation, biological process: nucleosome assembly. Gene Ontology annotation, cellular component: CAF-1 complex; nucleus.